Rubroshorea leprosula is the source of this 675-nucleotide messenger RNA. The record is from the annotation of a GenBank genome assembly. NCBI's taxonomy places the organism in Eukaryota, Viridiplantae, Streptophyta, Magnoliopsida, Malvales, Dipterocarpaceae.
GAACCUCCCAUACCACAAUUAAGCACAUAUAUCCCUCUUUGGUUCUCUCCUUCCCACAAAAUGUUGAAAACUAUUGCUUCUUCCUUCCAUGGAUUUUCAUUUGAGCAAUCAGUGAAACACAAAGAACCCAAUUGUUCAAAAGGGUUCGUAUACAGGGAUGAGUUGAGUAAGAAGGUACAGCCUUCAACCAUGGAGAAAGGCAAACCAAAGAAGGGUGAUUGCCGUAGUAAACAUAAGACGACCGGCGUGGUGGAGGAGAAGGGGACGACAGUGAUGAGAGUGAAAGUGAAGAUGACAAAGCAAGAGGCAGCGCGUUUGCUAGCCAAGUGUAAAGAAGGAGGAACUCUUGAGUUCAAGGACGUGGCGAGGGAGCUGGUAGAAAUCCCAGUUGGUCGUGUUAGCAUCGUGGACCACAACCUUAUGACUGCUGGUGCUGGAAAAACUUCGGCCCUUGAGAGCAUCCCGGAAUAGUUAGAAAAUAUUUUCAGUUCUAUAGGUCUGUAGUUCCGCUAGCAAUUUAGGUGCUUGUGCUAUAAGAACCCAAGAACUUUGGAAUCUAGAGAUGUUUUUUUUUUCUUUUUUUGGAUAAAAUGUAAAAUUUUCUUUAUCCAAAAAAAACUGUUAUGUAUACACAAGCAGCAGCAGCCGCAGCUACAAUCAAUUACAACUACAAUU